AUGUCUGCAAAGCCAAGUCGUGGUUGGGACUCCGCCGCCCAUGGCGACCUCCUCCUUGCUUUCAUCGAGGAGGCCACUGCAACUAAGGCGACCAUCACAAGUGUGACUGAGAAGCUUCGCAAGAAGGGAUACACAUACUCCUAUGACGCUGUCAACCAGCACGUUCAGAAGCUGCGACGGGCUCGGGACGUCACCGGCUUCGAGGCCGCUGUUGGUGGACCUCGUUCCGCUACUUCUACUCCUCGCAAGACCGCCACCCCUCGCAAGCGCGCCACUCCUGCCAAGAAGGGCAAGGCGAUGGCUUCUCCCGAGGCUGAUAACGAGGAAGACGAGAAGCAAAACCUCAAGAAGGAGGUCGACUCGGACGAGGAGCAGGUUGCUACUCCAAAGCGCCCUGCUAAGCGCGCCAAGAAGACCCCCAAGGUCGAGCCUGAGAUGGAGGCCGAGGAGUACGUGGAAAUGGAGGCUGAGAUCUAA
Messenger RNA from Ilyonectria robusta, 477 nucleotides. RefSeq lists its product as uncharacterized. The record is from RefSeq and is a predicted model, not a curated record. The transcript has 3 exons. Bases 1 to 477 code for a protein of 158 amino acids. Lineage: Eukaryota; Fungi; Ascomycota; Sordariomycetes; Hypocreales; Nectriaceae.